GCCGCAUAAAAAACGAGCUCAGUUGUGAACGGUACUUUGUAACGGCAACCGGCGGCAGCACGCGCGACUAACGGUUCGCUGGAAAAGUGGAGGAAAAGCCCCGAGGAAAAACUUAGUGGAAAAGCACCGAACAUUCGUACCGCCAGCCAUUUACUGCUCGGAUCGACGGCCGCAGUAACUUGUCGCUCAUCCUCGAGAGAAAUAAAAUUGAAGCUGCAACCAGUUCACAUAAUCCUGCCCCCGGAUGGCCUGAAAAGAGUCAACCAUUCCGUCACCCCCCUCGACAGCCGCCGCCGGGAGCAGACAGCAUUCCGCUCAUCUCACCAUGACAGAAGCCGCCUCAGCCUCAGAUGCUCCUGCUAAGUGGGGCACCGUCACAAGGCAGACGCCCCAAAAAUAGACCCCUCAUCGGAACGGUGGAGCAGGGGGAGAUGCCGCCCAGUACCGUUCUGCAAAUGCCGCCGGCUCCGUCGUCGUCGAGAUCCGGACUGGUGCUGGGCGUCUGCUGUGACCAGCUGAUGGCGGUGCAGCCAGUGCAGCCAGUGCAGCGGGCAUCCGGAGCAGCAGCAUCCAAGAGCAGUUCCCCGGACUGGGGGAAUCACAGGGCGAAACAUCUUGAAGGGGCUGCCACGCCUUUCAAGUGGAUUCCGCCCUUUUUCAUUAUCCUCGCCACGCUCCUCGAGGUUCUCGUGUUUCUAUGGGUGGGUGCUGAACCACCCGAGGAUUCCCUUCUCGUAUAUCGUCCCGACCAGCGCCUGCAGCUCUGGAGAUUCCUCAGCUAUGCCCUGCUCCACGCCAGUUGGCUCCAUCUGGGUUACAACGUGCUCACCCAGCUCCUAUUCGGCGUGCCUUUGGAGCUGGUACAUGGAUCGCUGAGAACGGGCGUCAUUUAUAUGGCCGGAGUUUUGGCCGGCUCAUUGGGAACUUCGGUGGUGGACUCGGAAGUUUUCCUGGUGGGAGCCAGUGGUGGAGUUUACGCCUUGCUGGCCGCCCAACUGGCGAGUCUGUUGCUCAACUUUGGUCAGAUGCGACACGGGGUAUUCCAGCUAAUGGCUGUGAUUUUGUUCGUUUUCUGCGAUUUGGGUUAUGCCCUCUAUUCAAGAGAACUGGCGAUGCACCAGCUGCAGACACGACCCUCUGUCUCCUAUAUCGCCCACAUGACCGGAGCUCUGGCCGGGAUUAGUGUGGGUCUGCUGCUUCUCCGGCAACUGGAUGGUGGGCUGCGACCACGCCCACUCCGCUGGCUGGCCCUGGGCGUAUGGUGCAUAUUCAGCGCCUUCGGAAUCGCCUUCAACUUGGUGAACACGGUCACAGCUCAACUUCUGGCCGAGGAGGAGGGCCAGGUGAUCAGGCAGCACCUGAUGAACGACCUCGGAAUGGGAUGAUCCCAGGCGGAAGCCACAGACUGCAUCCUCCUCUUACAUGUCUCCUCUUAUGCCCUAGUCUAGUCACUAGAUUAUAAGACUUUCCCCAGGACAGUGUGCUCAAAUAACAUAUCUACAUCUAUCGGAUAUCCUGGCUCCCACUUCAAGGGGGGAUUGCUCAAAAUACUCUUAGCUCGUAAGUCCCAACAUUUAUCUUAUGCCAAUGCCAAAGGAGUGGAGAGGUUCCGUUCGGGAACUGAGCCUGGCUCACAUCAAAGACUUAGGAUCGGGUUUGGAUGGCUAUCGAUGCUGAUCGAUGGACUCCUACAUUGAGUUGCCUACUUAGGCUUAAUGCCAAACCAGAGCUUAAAGACAUAACAUACAUAUAUCCAAAUACAAUAAUUUGAAACAAGAAAUCUAACUCAAUAAAUUACCAAACUAUAGAGUAAACACCAA
Molecule: messenger RNA, 1820 nt
Organism: Drosophila simulans
Lineage: Eukaryota; Metazoa; Arthropoda; Insecta; Diptera; Drosophilidae
Product: protein rhomboid
Exons: 4
Coding region: 351-1385 (344 amino acids)
Cellular component (GO): membrane
Molecular function (GO): serine-type endopeptidase activity
Source: RefSeq, a predicted model, not a curated record